This is a messenger RNA of Melanotaenia boesemani (Boeseman's rainbowfish), 1101 nucleotides long. RefSeq lists its product as uncharacterized. Gene Ontology annotation, biological process: cellular response to lipopolysaccharide; positive regulation of T cell proliferation; negative regulation of T cell proliferation. The record is from RefSeq and is a predicted model, not a curated record. Lineage: Eukaryota; Metazoa; Chordata; Actinopteri; Atheriniformes; Melanotaeniidae. The transcript is spliced from 8 exons. Gene Ontology annotation, cellular component: external side of plasma membrane. The coding region runs from base 158 to 1087 and encodes 309 amino acids.
UCCGCCAUGGCGCCAACCAACACGCCGCAUUAGCCCAGCUUACUCAGAAUGAAAGUGAAAGUUCAGACUAUCUCGGCCAACAGCUGUGAAGAGACGUUAUUCCCCGUCGGAGUGACAAAGUGGUAACCUUGUAGAGGAGCUUGUACGGUAAAGAAACAUGGCCUCCAACUUCUUCAUUAUCUUUGCAGUCUUAAGCAUCACAGGAGUUGUAGACUCUUUUGUGAAACUGGAAUGUGAUGAAACCAGCGUGGGGCAGCAUGGCCAGCAGUCACUGCUGAUGUGUGUCAUCAAACCCGAACAGAAUGAUGGAAUCGUAAACAUCAGAGUGGUGACUUGGAGGAAGAUAGGAGACGAGGAGCCCUUACUGUUUUUUCACAACAAACCAAAUUUUGUGCCAGGCUACAAAUUUGCAGAGUCCUCCUGGGAUGAGAGCAACAUGAACGUAUCACUCCUCAUCACAAGCACUAAGGUGGCAGACGAAGGAGACUAUAUGUGUGAAGUGGUCACUGACAGCGGUGACGACCACAGAACCACUAAGCUCAAAGUGAAAGCCAGAUACCGUCAACCGACUAUCUCUCUUGUUACCGAAACAAACACUCCAAAUGCACACAGUGCCCUGAUCUGUACAUCUGAAGGUGGCUACCCAAAAGGUGAACUCCGCUGGUUUGAUGAGAAUAAAGUGGAAUGGACAGCAAGUUCCCAAUUAGAGGUGAAAAAGAUGGAUGGCGGUCUGUUUCAGCUCUCAAGCACACUGCCUUUGCUGCCUCUAUCCACUUUCUUAAGAUACACCUGCAUCGUGUUUAACUCCAGUGGAAUCAAAGAAGAUGAGACCUCAUUCGAAAUGCCACAACAAUACAAAAAAGAUCCUGAAGCACCUAAGAAUUCGAUUCCUCCCUCCAAUGUCAUUGCUCCUGUUGUGGUUAUCGGAUCGCUGAUUGUGGGAUUGCUGCUGGCGUUGCUGAUUUAUAGGAGGCGAUCACAAACAGAAGCCCGGAGGCCCUCUACCACACCCCUUGUGGGUCAAUGGAGAGAAGUUCGGAGAAAUCAAGGGGACAUUGAGGAGGGUGAUACUCAAGAUGCGGAAUGAAAUUAACAAGAUGG